Molecule: messenger RNA, 1808 nt
Organism: Perca flavescens (yellow perch)
Lineage: Eukaryota; Metazoa; Chordata; Actinopteri; Perciformes; Percidae
Product: myelin-associated glycoprotein-like
Exons: 6
Coding region: 19-1116 (365 amino acids)
Source: RefSeq, a predicted model, not a curated record
CCUGGAUCGAGCUUGCUUAUGAUCGGUGUCGACCCAAGCCACAGCGGUGACUACCACUGUGCAGCAAAAAGUGAGCUGGGAGAGGACGUUUCAGGGCAGAUUCAGCUGGACAUUCAGUAUCCCCCUCAGAACACAACAGUGUCAGUUGACCCUUCUGGUCCGGUGCUGGACGGCAGCUCUGUCACUCUGACCUGCUCAAGCAUCGCCAAUCCAGCUGCGAUAAACGUCACCUGGAUCAGAGCGGCUGGAGGACAAAAGGAGGUGAUGGGCUCUGAGAAAGACUUCACCUUCAAUGUGACCAAACUCUCAGAGGAUCAGUAUUACUGUGAAGCUCUGAAUGUCCACGGAGCUGAAUACUCAGAGCCUGCCAGUAUUGAUGUCACAUUUGCUCCAGAGAUCCUUCCUUCUUCCCGCUGCGUCAAGAUUUUAUCCCUGAUCCGAUGUUCCUGCAACAGCCAGGGGAACCCGCGUCCCUCCCUGGUUUGGGAAUUGGCCGGGGAGCCUGUCAAUCACUCUGCUGCCAUCCCGAUCAGGGAAGUUCCCCUGGGGAGCGUGAGCAUGAGGAGCCUCAUCACCCUGUACCAUUUGGAUGAUGACAUGCCCUCUGUAGUCUGCCUCAGCAUCAACUUGCUGGGCUCUGAUAGUUUCGCAUUCAACGUGUCCUCAAGCGAAACUCAGCUAGGCCUCCACACUUUUUCUCUUUUGAUUGGCUCUGCAGUAGGCGCACUGGGGAUGCUGCUGGUGUGUGUCCCGCUGCUGCUUUUGUUUUGCAGGAAAAGGAAAGGCAGUCUUACACUUAACAAGGGAUUGGUGGACUCUUCUGACUUUUUAGUUACUAAUGGGACUCACUCUUCCAAAGUGGAUGUGAUUUACGCCAAUAAAAAUAUUCUGGAAGAGGAAGGAGAAGUUAAGGAAGACUCUCUUAACUACGACAAUGUGGACUUUGCUAAACUCCAGGCCAAAUCAGAGGGUACGCUUGUUGAAGGGGAGAUCAGAGGCCUGGACUCCAAGACAACUGAGUAUACUAAGAUCUGUCUGCACUCCAGAGAAGGCAAUGGAGAGGACGUGAAGGAAGAAGAGACAGUUGCUGACACUCAUGGUCUCAUAGGACAAUGAAAAGUUUACGUCUCAACUUUGGAGGAAAUGAAACAGGAUUCUGGGCUUCAAACGGCCACAGGACUUUACCAUAUCCAACUUCAGUUUUCCACACUCAGCUGAGCUAAGAAAAUUCUGCAGCACAUUUGUCAAUGUAACAUGUUCUUGUGUGUCUUUAUUGAAAAGUGCAUAUAAAAAAAAAAUGAUUUUGAAUACAUAUACUAGGUACUUACACCACAAUAGACCAUAACAGUAAACAUUCCCUUUAAACUGAUGAACUUUUUUCUUCUAUGUGCUUCACUACUAUAGAUGGAUGCUGUCGCACUUACAUUUAAUAUUUCAAUGCAACGUUUGUCUUACACUUUUGUUAAUUUUAUUGUUUGAAACCUUUGUUCAUAGGGAAAUAAACAAUUACACAGUUUGUCACACAUUUUUAUUGAUCAUUUUGUAUUUGUUUUUUUGUUAAAAUGCAUACAUAUGUUUGUGAUUGUUAAGAAAACAAAACAAAGAGACAUUCUUAUCAUCCUAUACAAGAAUUGAAAUCAACGCAUGUUAUGAAAUUAAGCAUUGUGCAUAUGGCACAUUGUACUAUUCACAACUGUCAAAGUAAUGUCAAUACAUUUUACAAAUAUGUACAUUUGCCCACGAAUACUUUCCUUAACAAAAUUAGUAUUUCUUUAUAUGUUAGGUGGCAUGGGUUUGGUCACUUUUGU